Messenger RNA from Xenopus tropicalis (tropical clawed frog), 1822 nucleotides. RefSeq names its product transmembrane protein 177 (gene tmem177). The transcript is spliced from 2 exons. The coding region runs from base 666 to 1598 and encodes 310 amino acids. The record is from RefSeq and is a predicted model, not a curated record. NCBI's taxonomy places the organism in Eukaryota, Metazoa, Chordata, Amphibia, Anura, Pipidae.
AUGGAAUAAUAAUGGCUGCCGGGGUCAGUGACCCCCAUUUAAAAACUGAAGAUUUUGAAGGAGGCAAAUAAGUCACAAAGUAUAUUAAAGAUGAACAGGAUUUCCCAAGCGCAACUAUAUGGCUGCAACGGACGGAAAGUCUGUGAGACCAAAAAGCCAGUUACUGGGCAGAUCCCCUGGGAUACACCAAGGCGGGCAGCCUGAGGGGCAGAGAAGCAAUGAGAACCCCCAAUACACAUAUAUAAAUACAUAUAUACACACAAUAUACACAGGCAGAACACGUACAGCCCUCACAGGGAAUAAAGCGAUACCCCCGCACAAGCUGGGCGCUGUUUCCAUAGUAAUUACUUAUUACCGAGGCGACUUAUUUCCCGUCAGUCGUUCCGUUACACACAGCAGCAGCGGUACGGGCAGUAGCCGGGGAGCAGCACAGACUGAAGAGACUGCCGGUCGGAAUCCCCACACCGUCUCAUCCGCAGUUUGGCGCCAUUUCACUUUCUCACACGGCGCGCUGCUGGGGAGACAUGUGACUGCGCGCUUGCGUCACUGGAACGCAACGUCCUACACUUCCAGCUCCCGUGUGGCACGCACGUACGCCGGUUCCGCAGGUUAAUGGGACAGUGAGGAGCUGGGAAAGUGUGAGUGGGGUUAUUGGGUGACAAGGUAUGUCGAGCCCCUUCUUGUGGCGUUUCCUGUCGUUCACGCAGAAGUACCGCGGGGCGCUGCUUGCUGUUUCUUCUGUCGGCCUUUUCGCUGCCAAUGUCUCCUACCAUGUUUCCCCGGAGCAGACCUUCCGGAAACUCUAUCAGGGCUGGUCGAGAGGAGAACCUGCCCAGCUCAGCGCCAAGCUACAGGGCCUGUUUCAGGAAGUCCUUAGAGAGACGCAAACAGAGGCGACUUCGAGUUACGCCCCAUUUUCAGCCUUCGGCUUUCACCCGGUGAGUGCCGGUAUCCCCUGGCUUCCCAGUGGCUGUUUAAUUGGCAUCCCUGCUAAUUAUAACGACACGGAACAGGACGGUGUUGGAAUAGUGGACCGGGUUCUUAUGGUUAAUGGAAAGGAGGUGGAUUGGAGCAGUGAUGUAGGCGCCCAUCUCAGACAGGCCUUAACCUUAUCUGUUUAUGCUCAGAAGUUUUCAUUGGCACGAGAAGUAGUUAAUGCCCAGGGUAACAGCCCUAUCAUAGAAGCCUCUGUGGCCCCUGCCUGCCUUUCGGCUACCUGUAUCUCAAGUGUGGCCAUCAAACAGCUGCUUGGCCUGUAUUCUGGGCCCUUGGUACUGAGGGCGGUGUACAACAUGGCCGCCGUUGCGCUAGGAUUCGCUGCUUAUUUCCUGUGCUCUGACGCAGUCAGCCAGUGGUUGGAUUACCGCUCCGACCGCAGGGCGGCGGCUGUAUCCAAAUCGUACGCCGCGGGAGGGAUAGAGUUUUAUGAGAAGAUACUGGCGCGGAAUCGGAUUCUGCGGACUCUGAUGGGCAAGCAGGGGGAGACCAUGUACUCUCCUAGCGGCAAUUUAUUUCCCAAAUAUUAUAUACGCCUGAAACAUGCCCCAUACACAUCCCGGAGAGAGCGCAUAAAGCUCGCCUUGCUGCAGAUGGAAUGAAGCCUUCGGCAGGGUCGUACUAGGGACCGUAGGGCAAUUAUCUGCUGUAUUAUCAGUCUAUUCAUCUACUGCAACACUCGGAACACAACUCAGGAAAACAACAUGAUUAAUUUGUCAUUUUAUUUGUCUCUUGGACAUUGUGCAAAAGUUAAAGGGAAAAUAUACCCUCUAUUCCCUUUUAUAUUUAAUUCGGCAAAUAUAUAUUUGUAUAAGAUGACACUGAA